AUGGAUUUUAAGACUGUUACAGUGUUUUGUAUAUGUGCUGAAAAACUGAGAACAAUUUUCAAAACGACACAUCAACAAAUACACUAUGAAGAGCUGGCUUGAGGCAGCUGGUAACAUGGACGACGGGUCUCUGCAGUGCAUGCUAGCCGAGCCCCGAGAAGCUCUACUGCCCAUCACCGGGAGAGAGAACCUUGCUCCCAGGAAGAGAGAAAGAGCACUCGAAGCCUGUUCUCUUUCCGAAGAAGCUUACCUCUCCAGCGGCGCAGGCUCCCCAUGCGCAGGUCUAUCUCGCGAAGAAAGAAGAAGGAGACGCAGAGCCACCCUCAAGUACAGAACAGCUCACGCCACAAGAGAGAGAAUAAGAGUAGAAGCAUUCAAUGCAGCUUUUGCAGCGCUAAGAAGACUACUCCCAACUUUACCUCCAGACAAGAAGCUAUCGAAAAUAGAGAUCUUAAGGUUAGCUAUAUGCUAUAUAGCAUAUUUGAAUCAUGUACUGGAUGCGUGAAUAUCAUCUUGGGAAACAAUUUUGUUGCCUAUAUUUAUGUUUCUUUUUGGAGGGAGAUGAGUUCAAUUGUUUUUGACACUUGUCAAAAU
Messenger RNA from Achroia grisella, 594 nucleotides. RefSeq names its product helix-loop-helix protein 1 (gene HLH4C). Bases 86 to 505 code for a protein of 139 amino acids. Gene Ontology annotation, biological process: regulation of transcription by RNA polymerase II. NCBI's taxonomy places the organism in Eukaryota, Metazoa, Arthropoda, Insecta, Lepidoptera, Pyralidae. Gene Ontology annotation, molecular function: RNA polymerase II cis-regulatory region sequence-specific DNA binding; DNA-binding transcription factor activity, RNA polymerase II-specific; protein dimerization activity. The record is from RefSeq and is a predicted model, not a curated record. The transcript has 3 exons.